This is a messenger RNA of Prinia subflava (tawny-flanked prinia), 5223 nucleotides long. RefSeq names its product RIMS binding protein 2 (gene RIMBP2). The record is from RefSeq and is a predicted model, not a curated record. Bases 647 to 5077 code for a protein of 1476 amino acids. The transcript is spliced from 23 exons. Gene Ontology annotation, molecular function: protein binding. Lineage: Eukaryota; Metazoa; Chordata; Aves; Passeriformes; Cisticolidae. Gene Ontology annotation, biological process: neuromuscular synaptic transmission.
ACCGCCGGCACCGACACCGCCGGCACCGACACCGCCGGCACCGGAGCUGCUGAGAGGCCGGCACCGAGACCGCCGGCACCGACACCGCCGGCACCGAGACUACCGGCACCGACACCGCCGGCACCGAGACCACCGGCACCGACACCGCCGGCACCGAGCAUCGCCAGCCCCGGUGCUGCUGAAGCGUCGAGCGCCGAGCACCGCCGGUACCGAGUGCAGCCGGCACCGAGCGCGGCCGGCACCGAGCGCGGCCGGCACCGAGCGCGGCCGGCACCGAGCGCAGCCGCACCGGAGCUGCUGAAGCGCCCGCACCGAGCACCGCCGACACCGAGCAUCGCCAGCCCCGAGCGCAGCCCGCACCGAGCACCGAUCGCCGCCGGCCCCGCUCCGCUCCCGCAUGAGCCCGCUGGCCCUGGGCACCGCCUGAGCGCAGGAGAAUGAACUGAAGGAUGCUGUGCAGGAGGGGAGCCUGAGCCUGCAGGAUGCCAGCGAGUGCCCCCCAGCCCUGCAGCACGGCCAGGUAAAACCAGACUAUGACCAUCUCCGGGAAACCCUGCUCAGAGUGACCAAAGAACGAGAUUUGGCUGCAAGGGGAAAACACCAGCUCCAAGCCAAGCUGGAGAACCUAGAGCAGGUCCUAAAGCACAUGCGAGAGGCUGCGGAACGGCGGCAACAGCUGGAGCUGGAGCAUGAGCAAGCCUUGGCUGUCCUCAACGCCAAACAGCAGGAGAUCGAGCUGCUGCAGAAGGCUCAGGUUGAAGCUAAGAAGGAACAUGAAGGAGCAGUGCAGUUGCUAGAGGCCAAGGUGCGGGAGCUGGAGGAGAAAUGCCGGACGCAGAGCGAGCAGUUUAACCUGCUGUCCCGGGAGCUGGAGCGGUUCCGGCAGCAGGCGGGCAAGAUCGACCUCCUGAGCAGCCACCCCCUGGCGCCGCCGGGCAAGGCCCUGGGCCAGCUCAUGAACGGGAUCGCCACCUCCAUCGGCAAAGGUCAUGAAAGCCCUUCUGGAAGUCGCUGUGUGAUUUCAGAGUUUAUCCGGCCCCUCCAGAUAUCUGGAGACAAACCAGAACAACUGUCAGUCAAACCUACAUUCCUGUCCAAGUCACGAUCUGGUACCCCAAGAUGCAGAUUUGAUUCAGACAUGGAUAAUGAUCAGAAUUCCAAUACCUCAAAGCAGAGAUAUUCUGGGAAAGUCCACCUUUGCAUUGCCCGUUACAGCUACAACCCCUUCGAUGGACCAAAUGAGAACCCGGAGGCGGAGCUCCCUCUCACGGCAGGAAAGUACCUGUAUGUCUACGGGGACAUGGACGAGGAUGGCUUCUACGAAGGAGAACUUCUGGACGGACAAAGGGGACUCGUCCCUUCCAACUUUGUGGAUUUUGUUCAGGACAACGAGAGCCGGCUGUCGAGCACGCUGAGCAGCGAGCAGGACCAGAACCUGCUGAACCGCUCGGGGCCGGUGCUGGAGGGAGAGCUGCUGGAGAUCAGCCCCCCGAGCCUCGCCGAGCCCGGCGCGCUCAGCAACGGCGCGGGGACGCUGGACGUGAACAUCGACGAGAUCGGGGAAGACAUUGUGCCUUAUCCUAGGAAAAUCACCCUCAUCAAACAGCUCGCCAAAAGUGUCAUUGUGGGCUGGGAGCCCCCGGUGGUGCCGCCUGGCUGGGGGACCGUCAGCAGCUACAACGUGCUGGUGGACAAGGAGGUGAGGAUGAACGUGGCCCUGGGCAGCAGGACGAAGGCUCUCAUAGAAAAGCUCAACACCUCCGCCUGCACCUACCGCAUCUCCAUCCAGAGCAUCACCAGCAAGGGCAACUCCGACGAGCUGCAGUGCACCUUGCUGGUGGGCAAGGACGUCAUCGUAGCCCCCUCCAACCUCCGAGUGGACAACAUCACCCAGAUCUCUGCCGAGCUGUCCUGGCUCCCCACAAACAGUAAUUACAGUCACGUCAUCUUCCUGAACGAGGAGGAGUUUGACAUCGUCAAGGCUGCUAGCUACAAGUACCAUUUUUUUAAUUUGAAGCCCAAUAUGGCCUACAAGGUGAAGGUCAUGGCAAAGCCCCACCAGAUGCCCUGGCAGCUUCCCUUGGAACAACGAGAAAAAAAGGAAGCCUUUGUGGAAUUUUCUACGUUGCCAGCAGGUCCCCCAGCCCCCCCUCAGGACGUGUCAGUCCGGGCAGGGCCCGCCCCAGGGACCCUCCAGGUGUGCUGGAAGCCACCGGCUCUGUCGGCCACGGGGACGUCACACGGUGCCAGCGUCACAGGCUACGGAGUCUAUGCCAAAGGGCAGCGGGUGGCAGAGGUGAUGUUCCCAGCCGCGGAGGGCUCGCCGGUGGAGCUGCUGAGGCUGCGCAGCCUGGACGCCAGGGACGUGACGGUCCGGACGCUCUCUGCGCAGGGGGAGUCGCUGGACUCUGCUGCUGCUGCCAUUCCACCCGACCUCCUGGUGCCUCCAACCCCCCACCCCAGAACUGCUCCCAAAUCUAAGCCAUUAGCAAGUGCCGGAGCCCCAGAAACCAAAGAAGAACAUUUAGGCCCACAUUUAAAAAGGGAUGAGUCGUGGGAGCAGACUCGUUCGGUGUCCCCCGUGCACGGACACAUGCUGGAGCCACCCCAUUUCCACGGCCCUCUCCAGGGGAGGAGGUCGCCAUCCCCCAACAGGAUCCUCCCCCAGCCUCAAGGCACCCCCGUCCCCAACACCGUCGCAAAAGCCAUGGCAAGAGAAGCUGCACAGAGAGUGGCAGAGAGCAACAGGAUGGAGAGGAGGAGCAUCUUCAGCGACAGGAGCAGCGCCACGCCCUACUCCGACGAGGAGGAGGAUGGCUACGACUCCCCCCGGGUCAAGCGAAGGGGAGCCUCCGUGGAUGAUUUCCUGAAAGGGUCCGAGCUCGGGAAGCAAGCUCACUACUGCCACGGGGAUGAGUACCACACGGAGAGCAGCCGGGGCUCGGACCUGUCAGACAUCCUGGAGGAGGAUGAGGAGGAGCUGUACUCGGAGAUGCAGCUGGAGGAGGGCGGCCGGCGGCGCCUCAGCCUCACCUCGCACGGCGCGCUCAAGGAGUACCAUAAGAAUAAGACCACUGAAGGCCCCUUUGUGGAGCAGCCUGACUUUCCCCAGCAGAUCCACCACAGUAAAAGGCUUUUCAGUAUUCCAGAAGUGGCUGAAGAGGACGGUGACCACUGUGAAGCGCUGUCCAAGCAGGGUUUAGGUACGGCCUGUAGAAGGAGCCCCCGGGUAUCCGCAGGCUCCCGGGCACGCAGGGCCGGCGGCCCCCGGCCCCCGGGCGGGCACGGCUCGGCCCCGGGCGGGCACGGCUCGGCCCCGGGGCGCCGGGAGCCCGGCCCGGGCCCGCGGGGAUGCGGCGGGCGCCGGCAGCAGCAGCCCCUGUCCCGGAGCCCCGACAGCGGCCUGGACUGCGGCAGCGAGGAGGAGGAGCCGCGCUUCGGCCUCGCACACACCUGGGGCGGCGAGGAGGGGCCCCGGCACAGGCGAAGACACAGCUGGGGCAGUGAGGAAGAGGAGCCCUGGCACAGAGUCAGACACAGCUGGGGCAGUGAGGAAGAGGAGCCCUGGCACAGAGUCAGACACAGCUGGGGCAGUGAGGAAGAGGAGCCCUGGCACAGGCGAAGACACACGUGGGGCAGUGAGGAAGAGGAGCCCCGAUUUGGGAUCAGACACAGCUGGGGCAGUGAGGAAGAGGAGCCCCGAUUUGGGGUCAGACACAGCUGGGGCAGUGAGGAAGAGGAGCCCCGGCACAGGGACAGACCCCGGUGGAGCAGUGAGGAAGAGGAGCCCCGAUUUGGGGUCAGACACAGUUGGGGCAGUGAGGAAGAGGAGCCCCGGCACAGGGACAGACCCCGGUGGGGCAGUGAGGAAGAGGAGCAGCCCCGGCACAAGGGCAGAACCCCAUGGGACAGUGAGGAAGAGCAGCCCCGGCACAGGGACAGACACACCUGGGGCGGUGAGGAAGAGGAGCAGCCCCGGCACAGGUGCAGACCCGCACGGGGCGGUGAGGAAGAGGAGCAGCCCCGGGCCGGCCCCGCGGCGCUGCCCGCAGAGCCCCGCGCCUGCCGGGGCCGCCCGCGGCCGCUGCUGGGCCGCAGGAGAACCCUGACCCGGCAGAGCAGCAUCGAGGAGGACUUCGGGGAGCUGUGCCCCGGGGAGCCCGGCGCCGAGAGGAAGGCUGAGGCUCGGCGGGAGCGUUUGUGUAACGGGGCGCUGCAGGGCGGCUGGAAGAGCGACCCCAAGGGCGGCCCCAGGGGCCCCGCGCAGCCGCCCCGCAGAGAUGCAGAGGCCGCUCCGCUCCUGGGGAACCCGGGCCGGGCGGAGCAGGCGGCGCGCAGGAGCUCCCAGGGCAGCGCGGCCCCACAGCGAGCGCGGCCCCCGCCGGGCCCCGCCAGCGAUGGCUACGACCAUCUUUCCCCAGAUAUUUAUGAGGAAUCUGAGACAGAUCCGGGCACAGAGGAUCUUUCCACUCGAAUAUUUGUUGCACUUUUUGACUACGAUCCCCUGACGAUGUCCCCGAACCCCGACGCUGCCGAGGAGGAGCUGCCGUUUAAGGAGGGACAGAUCAUCAAGGUUUAUGGGGACAAAGAUGCUGAUGGAUUUUACCGUGGAGAAACCUGUGCAAGAAUUGGCCUUAUCCCGUGUAACAUGGUCUCUGAGAUCCAGGCAGAUGAUGAGGAGAUGAUGGAUCAGCUCCUUAAGCAAGGCUUCCUUCCUUUGAACACUCCGAUUGAGAAAAUCGAGCGCGGCCGGCGCGGCCGGCAGCAGCCGCUGACCACCCGCAGGAUGGUCGCCCUCUACGACUACGACCCCCGGGAGAGCUCCCCCAACGUGGAUGUGGAGGCCGAGCUGACCUUCUGCACUGGGGACAUCAUCACUGUCUUUGGUGAGAUCGAUGAAGAUGGAUUCUACUACGGUGAGCUCAACGGACAGAAGGGGCUGGUUCCUUCCAACUUCCUUGAAGAAGUGCCUGACGAUGUUGAAGUCUUUCUCUCCGACGCGCCCGCGCGCUACGUCCACGACACCCCCAUGCGAUCGAAGGCCAAAAGGAAGAAGAGUGUUCAUUUCACACCUUAAUAAGGCAAUGUAGCCUUCACGUUCCUCCUGAGAAUACAGGUACACCCCGGAGAGCACCAUCCCCCACUGCUCAUCUCCACCCCGGGUCACCUCCGUCACCCCUGAUGGGCUCUGGUAGUCCCGGGAGAGGCAGGGAAAUGUCCUCG